This is a messenger RNA of Bubalus bubalis (water buffalo), 2676 nucleotides long. RefSeq names its product histone-lysine N-methyltransferase PRDM9-like. NCBI's taxonomy places the organism in Eukaryota, Metazoa, Chordata, Mammalia, Artiodactyla, Bovidae. Gene Ontology annotation, cellular component: nucleus. Gene Ontology annotation, biological process: positive regulation of reciprocal meiotic recombination; regulation of DNA-templated transcription. The record is from RefSeq and is a predicted model, not a curated record. Gene Ontology annotation, molecular function: protein binding; recombination hotspot binding; histone H3K4 methyltransferase activity.
AUGAGCCCAAACAGGUCUCCAGAGAACAGCACUGAGGGAGAUGCUGGGAGAACAGAGUGGAAGCCCAUGGUGAGAGAUGCUUUCAAAGACAUUUCCAUAUACUUCACCAAGGAAGAAUGAGCAGAGAUGGGAGAAUGGGAAAAAAUCCGAUAUAGGAAUGUGAAAAGGAACUAUGAAGCGCUGAUUGCUAUAGGUAACACGAAAGCCACUCAACCAGGUUUCAUGCAUCACCGCAGGCAGGUCCUCAAACCCCAGGUAGAUGACACUGAGGAUUCUGAUGAAGAAUGGACACCAAGGCAACAAGGUAAACCUUCUGGGAUGGCCUUCAGAGGGGAGCCCAGUAAACACCAGAAGAGAUUGUCCAGAGGACCAUUAAAUAAGGUAUCUAGUUUGAAGAAAUUGCCGGGAGCAGCAAAAUUGCUGAAGAAAAGUGCCUCCAAACAGGCUCAGAAGCCAGUGCCCCCUCCCAGAGAAGCGAGGACCCCUGGAAAGCACCCCAGACACAAAGUCGAACUCAGAAGAAAGGAGACCAAAGUGAAGAGGUACAGUGUACGAGAAAGAAAGGGCCAUGUGUACCAAGAGGUCAGCGAGCCCCAGGAUGACAACUACCUGUAUUGUGAGGAAUGUCAGAACUUCUUCAUCGACAGCUGUGCUGCCCAUGGGCCCCCAACCUUUGUAAAGGACUCUGCAGUGGAAAAGGGGCAUGCCAACCGCUCAGCCCUCACUCUGCCCCCUGGGUUAAGUAUCAGGCCAUCGGGCAUCCCUAAGGCUGGGCUUGGAGUGUGGAACGAGGCAUCCGAUCUGCCACUGGGCCUGCAUUUUGGCCCCUACGAGGGUCAGAUCAUAUACAAUGAAGAGGACUCCCACAGUGGAUACUGCUGGAUGGUCACCAAAGGGAGAAACAGCUACGAGUAUGUGGAUGGAAAAGACACGUCUUUGGCCAACUGGAUGAGGUAUGUGAACUGUGCCCGGGAUGAUGAGGAGCAGAACCUGGUGGCCUUGCAGUAUCAUGGGCAGAUCUUCUACCGAACCUGCCAGGUGGUCAGGCCGGGCUGUGAGCUUCUGGUCUGGUAUGGGGACGAGUAUGGCAAGGAACUCGGCAUCAAGCAGGGCAACAGGGGGAAGAGCAAGCUCUCGGCCCGGAGAGAACCAAAGCCCAAGAUCCACCAACGUGCCUCCUGCUCUCUGUCCUCCAGUCAGAAAUUCGUCAGCCAACAUGUCCAACGCAAUCACCCCUCUCAGAUCCUCCUGAGGCCAUCUAUAGGAGACCACCUCCAACCAGAGGAUCCCUGCCCAGGCAAUCAAAAUCAGCAGCAGCGAUAUUCUCAUCCACACAGCCCAACUGACAAACCAGAGGGUCGAGAGGCCAAGGAAAGGCCCCAUCCUUUGCUGAAAGGCCCCAAACUUUGCAUAAGGCUGAAGAGGAUUUCAAUGGCCUCUUCCUACAUACCCAAAGGACAAAUGGGGGCUUCUGGGGUGCAUGAGAGAAUUACAGAAGAGCCCAGCACAAGCCAGAAACUGAAUCCAGAGGACACAGGCAAAUUAUUCAUGGAGGCAGGGGUCUCAGGGAUUAUAAGAGUCAAGUAUGGAGAGCAUGAGCAAGGCUCCAAGGAUAGGUCAAGUGUAAUCACACAUGAGAAGAUACACACAGGGGAGAAGCCCUAUGUUUGCAAGGAGUGUGGGAAAAGCUUCAAUUGGAGGUCAGAUCUCACCAAACAUGAGAGGACACACACAGGGGAGAAGCCCUAUGUUUGUGGGGAGUGUGGGCGAAGCUUCAGUGUGAAGAAUUAUCUCACCGCACACCAGAGGAUACACACAGGGGAGAAGCCUUAUGUUUGUGGGGAGUGUGGGCAAAACUUCCGUGAGAAGUCAAAUCUCAACAAACAUAAGAGGAUACACACAGGGGAGAAGCCCUAUGUUUGCAGUGAUUGUGGGCAAAGCUUCAGUAUGAAGUCAGUUCUCAUCACACACCAGAGGACACACACAGGGGAGAAGCCCUAUGUUUGCAGGGAGUGUGGGCGAAGCUUCAGUGUUAUGUGCAAUCUCGUCAAACACCAAAGGACACACACAGGGGAGAAGCCCUAUGUUUGCAGGGAGUGUGGGCGAAGCUUCAGUGUGAUGUUCAAUCUCGUCAGACACCAAAGGACACACACAGGGGAGAAGCCCUGUUUGCAUGGAGUAUCAAAUUGCCAACAUCCGCUGGAUCAUCAAAAAAGCAAGAGAAUGGAGAAGCCCUAUACACGCAGAGAGUGUGGGCAAGUCUCCAAGAAUAGGUCAAGUCUCAUCACACACCAGAGGGCACACACAGGGGAGAAGUCCUAUGUUUGUGGAGAGUGUGGGCGAAGCUUCAGUUGGAAGUCACUUCUCAUCACACACCAGAGGACACACACAGGGGAGAAGCCCUAUGUUUGCAGGGAGUGUGAGUGAAGCUUCAGUUGGAAGUCACUUCUCAUCACACACCAGAGGACACACACAGGGGAGAAGCCCUAUGUUUGUGGGGAGUGUGGGCGAGGCUUCAGUUGGAAGUCAGAUCUCAUCACACACCAGAGGACACCCACAGGGGAGAAGCUCUAUGUUGGGGAGUGUAGGAAAAGCUUCAGUUGGAAGUCAGGUCUCAUCACACACCAGAGGACACACACAGGGGAGAAGCCCUAUGUUUGAAGGGAAUGUGAGUGA